Molecule: messenger RNA, 204 nt
Organism: Botrytis sinoallii
Lineage: Eukaryota; Fungi; Ascomycota; Leotiomycetes; Helotiales; Sclerotiniaceae
Exons: 1
Coding region: 1-204 (67 amino acids)
Source: RefSeq, a predicted model, not a curated record
AUGGAACACAUACACCCAAUGAGUAAAGGGCGUGGAAUGGCUUGCAUCGAGAUCGAACAUGCAGAGAUGUUCGCUCGAGCUUUCCCAGGCGGACGACCUGGGAGGGCGCAUGGAAAACCUGGGGAUCAUGAGCGACUAGAACGUCCCGGCGAACCUGGAGUUAACCUGGGCAGAGACUGUGGAUGGGAUACAAAACAUGGAUGA